CAUUGUGUUAAGUCAAACUAUUCUUGAGAAAUCAGUCUUCAUUGUGAUCUUUAGUCAUUCAGACCAACACUCACAAAUUCUUAAACAAAUUUAACAAACAAAAAAAUGGCAUCUGCUAAAUUGGUUUUCUUGUGCGCCGUAAUGGCUGUUCUUGCUGCUACCGCUUCUGCUGGUUUGUUGGACUCCCUAUUCGUGCCCACCAUUUUGCAAGAGAAAUAUCAACUUGCACCCACCAAAGAGGGUUAUCGUCUAAAUUUGGAAGAACCCAAUGGCAGCAAACGUGAAGAAGUUGGCAUGGUCGUUAACCCCGGCACACCCGAAGAACAAUUAGUGGUUAUGGGUACCUAUUCCGUGUACGAUGAAAAGACUGAUACUGAAACCAUCACCAUGUACACCGCCGAUAAGGAUGGUUACAAGUCCCGUUAUAUGCUUAAAAACCGUAAAUUGAGUCCUGGCUCAUUGAAAUCAUUGUCUGGUUAAACUUGCUUUAAUUAAAUAAUAAUGAAUGUGUUUUUUUUUCUAAUUUUUAAAAGGUUGUUAAUUAAAUGAUGAUGAGAUUAAUAAAA
Messenger RNA from Calliphora vicina (urban bluebottle blowfly), 566 nucleotides. Its product is annotated as endocuticle structural glycoprotein SgAbd-9-like. The transcript is spliced from 3 exons. The record is from RefSeq and is a predicted model, not a curated record. Lineage: Eukaryota; Metazoa; Arthropoda; Insecta; Diptera; Calliphoridae. Bases 106 to 480 code for a protein of 124 amino acids.